This is a messenger RNA of Phodopus roborovskii (desert hamster), 5451 nucleotides long. It is a transcript of the gene Tp53inp1, whose product is annotated as tumor protein p53 inducible nuclear protein 1. The transcript is spliced from 4 exons. Gene Ontology annotation, biological process: positive regulation of DNA-templated transcription; autophagosome assembly. NCBI's taxonomy places the organism in Eukaryota, Metazoa, Chordata, Mammalia, Rodentia, Cricetidae. The record is from RefSeq and is a predicted model, not a curated record. Gene Ontology annotation, cellular component: autophagosome; nucleus. The coding region runs from base 381 to 1094 and encodes 237 amino acids.
GGGGCGGUCGGGUGCCCGCUCCCCGGCCCCGCUCCCGUGACCCGCAGGGCCGCACCGAGGACCCGCUCCGUUACCCGGAGACCCGCCCCGGCCCCUCCUGACCUCGCGCAUCGCCGAGCGUGCACCUGGGGCGAGCGCUUGCGUCGCCGCGGUCCGCAUCAGUUUGGUCAGGGACACUUGGGGUGUGCCAGAGACGGCUGGCGGCUCUAACACUUCACCCAUCGCAGACGGUCGCCCGGGAUGAUGACUCUUGUCCUUCACCUGCAUUGAAGAAACACUGCACUUUAGUCUCCUGUUUGUGCCAUCAGGCCAUCUGAAGACAGGGUUUUGAAAUCUCAGCUAUAGAGAUAUCCAGCCAAAGUCUCAAUCUUGCCUUAACAAUGUUUCAGAGACUGAACAAAAUGUUUGUAGGUGAAGUUGCUACUUCUUCCAACCAAGAGCCAGAAUUUAGUGAGAAAGAAGAUGAUGAAUGGAUUCUUGUUGACUUCAUAGAUACCUGCACUGGUUUCUCAGCAGAGGAAGAGGAAGAUGACGAUGACAUCAGUGAAGAGUCCCCAGCAGAGCACACAUCAGUCUUCUCCUGUUUACCUGCAUCUCUGGAGUGUCUGGCUAACACAAGCGAUUCCUGCUUCCUCCAGUUUGAGUCCUGUCCAAUGGAGGAGAGCUGGUUCAUCACCCCUCCCCCAUGUUUUACAGCAGGUGGAUUAACCACUAUCAAGGUGGAAACCAGUCCUAUGGAAAACCUUCUCAUUGAACAUCCCAGCAUGUCUGUCUAUGCGGUGCACAAUCCCUGUCUCAGUGAGGCCAGCUGUGGGAAUGAAGAAUACAACUCGAACAGUUCCAGAACGGAAGCCCAGAGUGAAAUCCGGGAGCACAUUCGCUGCUGCGUGGCAGCUCUUGCUGCUCAGGCAGCGUUUUUGGAACAGCCCAAGAGUUUCCGCCCUUCCCAGUGGAUAAAAGGACACAGUGAAAGGCAGUCUCUGAACAGAAAUGGCCUUCGUCGCCAGAACCUUACCAGGGAUUACCACACUCGACAAAUGAAGCACAGUGGCUGGGCGGUUCACCAGCCCUGCCCUCGCCAGUAUAAUUACUGAGAACACGGAGCUCUGCUGGCUGCUUUCCUUGGGUUUAUGCCUAUGUAUGUGGAUGUGUGUGCAUAGGAUGACCAACUGAAGACCAGUCGCCUAGUGUAGCAGUGUCUACACACUGUCAUGCCUAGUGUAGCAGUGUGUCCACACAUUGUCACAACCAGAUUGUUGUGCAGUGUAUCACAUAAUGCCUUGCUCCUGACAACUACUUUUAAAAACCUUUUCAGAAUCUUUUUGGAAACAUAUCAAUACAGUUACAGUGUUGAGGUGGUCUUUAAAUACAGUAAGGUAUACAUGAGUUAGUUGGUGUCUUAAGGACAUUUCUUAACCCAAGUAUAAGAAUAGGCAUCUUUUCAAUUUCAUUUAUUUUGUAUUAUUUAAUCUUUUUUGUGUAAGCAAAAAUUUAUUCUCAGGGUCAGCCAUAUACUUUAUUGACCAGUACUUGAUAGUCUUUUCUGUAUAUAAGGAGUACAUUUUUAUACACUAACAUGAGCAUUAACAGGUGAUUUUUGCCAUGGAUGGAAUUAAUGGCUGAACUUUUGAAAGAAAACUUGACGUAUUCUGUAUGUAUGGUUCUUUUUUCCCAGAUUAGUCACUGCAGUUUAUUGUGGAAUUCAGGUACCUUAUCUUUGGUGAACAAUGCAUUCAAUAAUUCUGUGACCCCACAGUAUGGUACAGAUACUACAGCUGUCAUGGACAAAGCGCUUGUCUCCUAUGCAGAGGGGAACAGUGAGGGCUGUGAGGUGGUGUCUGACAUGUGUCUAGGUAACCCUCAGAGCAGUCAGUACUUGGGGGUGUCUAGAGUCUUAACUGCCAGCUCAGCUGGAGAAUGCAGCAGGCAUUUGGUGAUUUCAUGCUCAUGUGUGCCCUUGAGAAAGGAAGAGAGACAGUGGCACUCCUCAGACAUGGACCCUGUCCUCCCAACAGGACAGCAUUGGGGACAGGGUACUUGUAGAGGUAUCUGUUUAUGUCAUCCAAGUGAAGACUGAUGGGUUGGUUUCCUUGAGCUUUCAUUUUUUUAACUUCACAAAAUCUUUAACCACUUUGGCCUCUGUCUCCUCCAUAGCAGGGGAGCAGUAUUUAUUACUUAGCUCCCAGAGUUGUGAGGAUCACACACGAAUAGGAAGUGGAGCUGUCAGAACUGAGCUUUCCUGCUGAACCUAGUGGUGGGAGGCUGUGGCAUUUCUCUGCCAUGAUUUCCCUCAGGGUUGGUGCUAACGGUGCAGGGUUGCACUCACAUAGGCCACUUAACUUGAUGCAAAGGAAAGUCCAUUUUCUUACCUCUGACUGGUCACUUCUUUGUAAGAGCAGUUUUGAUGGCUCUUCGUGAGCCAUCCACACUUGCAACCAACUUUCUGGAAAAUUAAACCCAUGUACAGCUUAAAGCACGCUCUACUGAGAAUACUAUCAUUAUCUAUACAAUCAAACAGCUCACUUCCCUAUCUCCUCUGCAACCCUCAUUAAACACUUGUUCAUGAACUAAUUUCAAGGAAAAGGCAGCAUACUGUUACAUGAAGUAUUGUCCCUGGAGCAGCCUGACACAGGGAAGCUUGGGAGACUUUCAGGGAAGCUGAGUUCUUUCUUUGACGAGGCUGGGGUUUAGAGCUGCACUUAGACAGUGAAGGGUGUUUUUGCACUGUGAUAAGUGCCAGGAUCUCUCUCUUAGAACAGGAAUUGAGAUUCCUUGUCCUUCCCUAAACCCUUUCCAUACUGACUUCCCCUUUUAUUUAUUUGUUUUCUAAUUAGGGGCCAAGUCUGUAAAGUUUGUCAAACUGAGAAGUUAUUUGUUACUAUUUGUGUUUUCAUGAAGGUGUGCAUGUUUUACACCAUGUCUGUUAUAGGAUCAUAUGCUAUAACUUGAAAAUAGAGCAGCUGUGUCUUCUGGACACAAGCUUCUAAAUACAUGUAAGCCUUUCCUACCCCCUUACAUCACAAGCAAGUUGUGUCUCACAAGCUGGAAGUUCAGCCAUGAUAAUUUGUUUGGCCAGCAUCAACUGAUUUGUGUAUUAUUAAACUACAAGUGUUGUUGUUGGUUUUUUUUUUUUAAACAAUUUUCCCCCAUAUUUGUUCAUCCUUUUAAGUACAUUUACAUCUCUUUCAGUUACUGACUUCAUUUGCCUUGUCUGUGCCGAGUGUUUCUGCCUUGUCCCUGAAAACCUGAAAACAAAUCAAUUACUGGGAUUUUUUUUUUCCCCUUUAGGGUUAAGAUUACUACACCACCUACAGCACGUAGCACACUGUGGUUCCUGUGUGAAAAUUUAAAGUUUAUGUCUAAAAUUAGCAUAUGUAAGAAUGGAAGAAUAAUUAAGUUCUUGGUCAUUAGGUGUUUUGUUAGGCAACUACUAAGACACAAGUCCAGUAACACAGACCAAUGUGAACCUGUAAAAUGCUUUUGAAACAUGUCAAGGAUGUAUUUUAUGAGUUGAUUACUCACUGAUUACCAUCAUCAUAAUUUUGCUGUUGUAACAUCUAGUGCUUUACAACGUACUUCAGUAAGUACAAGUACAAACAGUAAGAAGAAAGAACCCAAGGGUUGGGGAUGUAGCUUAGUGGUAGAAUACUUGCCUAGUAUCUGCAAGGUUCUGAGUUCACCCCCCAGCACUGUAAAACAAGACAAAGAAAGUAAAACUUCUGAAUUAGGAGCUCUGACCACUUCUAAACUGAUAGCCUAGAAUGGCACCUGGAAAGUCUAGAAUACAUGCUGUACAAUGUCACAUAUCUGUGUUUUUAGCUUUUACAGUAGACUCCACAUUCCAUGAAGUUUGUGAUUUGUGUUAAACAUGUUAGAGUAUUCUGUUAAUUACUAUUUCCUGAGUUAUAUUCUGCACUGUAGGUAUACACUUAGCUUGCCAUACUUGUGGCUAUUUGUAUUUGUGUGUUUGGGUAGAUGCAGUGAUGGUAAGAGAUUGGAUUUAUACUUGCCACUGCAGGAAGUUAAAAAAAAGAAAUCCAAAACCCAUUAAUUUUCAGUAUAUUUUUACAAUUCCCAUGCAGAUUGUUUCUGUUUAUCAGUUCUUUGGUUCUAUCAAGAAGAGUGUUUACCUAAAACUUGCCAGGGCUCAUAAGCCUACCUGUUGUUUUUGCUUCUCAAAUCUACACACUGUUUCUGGUCUCCACUUGUUUAGAAAUCUGAUUGCUUUGCUAUUUUGCUCCAUCCUCACAGCAGCAUACUGUCUUUGUAUACACUUGUAUGAAGGACUACAACUAGAAGACAUUUAAAUGCAUUUAAGUAGUUUAGUGGUGAAAGUUUCUACCAUUUUCUUCAUAUUUUAGAGAGUUGAGAGACUGCUCCUUGUACUAGGAGAUGCUACUAUAUGUCUUUUGUUCCCUUGAAGUUAUCUUUUUAUUUUAUAAGGCCUAUAGAUACUAUUAGUAUAAAAUUCUUUAAAGUUAGGUAGUUCCAUGCCAUCAGCCCCUGAUGUGUUAUAAAUGGCAAUCCUACCUACUUAUACUGAAAUUUUACCUGAGUGCUUGUCUAUUUAACAAAUCAACCCAUAUGACAGUGUUGUCCACUUUAUCAUAGGCCGGUUUCUCUUGAAACGUGACACCUAUUCAAGCAGCUUAGGUGCAGACACACCAGGAAGAGUCUCCUCUUACUGGCAACAGUAUCCUUCAUGUGGAAAAGAAGUUACUAUUCAGAGGAAGGCAACUUAGUGGAUGAUGCUCUGUGUCACUGAUAAGUUUCCUUAUGACAUUCAGAAAUGCCUCCAACUGUUAGUGGACAAUCUGGCUCUGUACUUCACUGUUUAGAAUUGUUUUCUAGGUGGACUUGUAAAAACCAAACAGUGCUUGGGAGUUUAGAUGUAUGUAUUUGGGGGCCUCAGGUGUGUGUGUGUGGUUUUGUUUCCUUUUUGGUUUUGUUUUCCUUUAGAAGUUUUGAACUUUAGUCAAUAAUUUUGUGUGUUAUUUUUAAGUGGCUUUAUUUCUUUGCUCUAGUAAAAUUGUGAACACACUUGCCUUCUGAAGGCAGGGUAUGAGUUAUGGAUACAGAAAAGUAUUGUAGGUUGUACUGUGUGCCUUUGUAAUGUGUUUAUGGGCACAAUUUUUUCUCAUCAACUUGAAAACUUAAAAGGGACAUUUUGGUUGGGUAUAUAUACUGUACAUCAAUCUAUGCAUAAAUGGCAGCUUGUCUUCUUGAGCCACUAUCUAAUUUUUUUUAUAAAUUUUUUAUACUGAUUGGGUCACAGAUGGUCAGUUUUAUACAGAAUGAACAGCACAGCACUUUGCCAAAAACAUGUGUAGCAUUGCUUAAACAUUGUGUAUUAACACCAGAUCUUUGUAAUGGGUUCAGUAGUGCAUUUUGCACUGCCCAAAGUUACAGUUUUUUAAAAUCUGUCAGUAAAUAAAAUGUCCUUUAACUUAA